UGUCGGAGCAACGCUAUCAUCCUCAGAAACCUGCGUUUAAUAUGGGGUAUAAAUCAAGAUCUGAACGUGAGAAGGGUAAUACGCAGUCUCAGGUGUAUCAAACUCCGCCUGUUGUCACUGCUUAUGGCACUCCAUCUACUUUCCAGCCUCCACCAGCGAUGGUCCAUCCUACUGCUCCUCAGAUGCCUAUGUUUCCUCCAUUCAUUGGCGCAGGUACACAGCUUCCAUUUGGAAUGGCUCCAAUGAACCAGCCCAACCAGCAAAUGACACCUCAACAGAUGCAGCAGUUCCAACAAUUCCAGCAAAUGUUACAAUUCCAAAUGAUGCAACAGAUGAUGCAGAAUGGUCAGAAUAACAAUGGUCCAUACCAAAAUAACCAGCAAUAGACAAGUGUAACAUUUCCUUACGUCGUGUUUUGUAUUAUUAUAAAGUAAUGAGUGUGU
Messenger RNA from Williopsis jadinii, 443 nucleotides. RefSeq lists its product as uncharacterized. Bases 42 to 386 code for a protein of 114 amino acids. The transcript has a single exon. NCBI's taxonomy places the organism in Eukaryota, Fungi, Ascomycota, Saccharomycetes, Phaffomycetales, Wickerhamomycetaceae. The record is from RefSeq and is a predicted model, not a curated record.